Molecule: messenger RNA, 1294 nt
Organism: Clunio marinus
Lineage: Eukaryota; Metazoa; Arthropoda; Insecta; Diptera; Chironomidae
Source: the annotation of a GenBank genome assembly
AUGAAAGGAACCACAUUAUAUCGAAAUUGCUUGGUGUAUAGCGAAACAAUGAAUAGAAUUUGGUAUUCAUUUUUGUUUACUGCUAUAAUCGUUGUAGGAAAUACAAUAGCUGUUGAUGUUGCAAAUAAUACGAUAAAUAAUGAAGUUCCAAUGAAUUCCUUAUCAACAAAUGAUAAAUCAACCACGAAGACUGAUAGUACAGAAAACAAAAUUACAGUAGAAAGUCACAACAAUGAGGCAGAUCUUGGAACCAAAGAAAAUCCUUUUGAUCCUUCGAAAAUGGCAAAGAUUCCUGAUGAAAAUUCAAUAGGAAACAUGAAAUAUUAUUUCAUUCUUCUAGUUUUGUCAAGUUUAUCAGUAAUUUCAGUGAUUAUCUUCAAAGCUCUUCGUUUACGUAAAUCUCGAGCUGAAAUAAAGUAUGGCGCAUCCAGUGCAAAAGACAGAAGUGAAGUGGAACCUCUGGGAAGAUCUAAUUGGCUUGAAGAGUCUUCCGAUGAAAACGAGGAUGAAAUAUUUGACAUAAACUUUCUUAAAAACACAAGAACUCAUACAAACAAGGUCUAGUCAUGAGAGAUUGUUGCUCACAGAUGAUUGAUUCACUAAACAGUUACGAAUAAGAGUUAAAUAUUUAGAUUUUAAAAACUUUUUGUUUCUUUUCUUCCAUUCAGUUUCGUAAUAAUCUAAAGUGAAAUUUUAUUUUGCUAAAUUAAUCAUGAACAAUUUUCAUUCUCCACCCACGCAGUAGUUUUUUCUUGACACUAUGAUUAUCUUUUACACUUAUAGAAUUUCUAGUUACCUAAACUUUUUUUUUGUUGAAUCAAAGAUUGUUUUAUUUUAAUUCUUCUAAAACCUUAUGAAGCUAUUUUUCAUCAAUGCGAUAAAAAAUGUGAUAUUUUUGGAAGAGAAAAGAAAAUAAUAAAUGAAAAUUAAUUAAGAAAUAAUUAAGUGAACCUAGAAACAGAGACGUAAAAAGGAGCAAGACAUUGACCUGGAGGAAUAAUUAAUCUUUCGGGAUCUACCUGAAAAUUCGUUUCACUAUUCUUAUUUUUCAACUCAGUUUCCUGUUUGAUUUUUAUACCUCCAAGAAUAAAUAACGCAAAAUAUGACAACAUUGCAAAAUAAUCGACUAUUAAUUUUAAAUUCUGUAUUGUCACAUCAAAGCAAUAUCGACCAGUGACGAUCGUUGUCGUCUUAACAAGAUGACAUGAGAUCAAGUAUCUGUCUAAGAAAUCAAAGUUUUUAUCUGUUUUUGUUUUGUAUUUGAACUGUGAAAACAAAAUAUAUUUUUUUUACG